Drosophila montana is the source of this 1021-nucleotide messenger RNA. RefSeq lists its product as uncharacterized. The transcript has 2 exons. The record is from RefSeq and is a predicted model, not a curated record. The coding region runs from base 103 to 639 and encodes 178 amino acids. NCBI's taxonomy places the organism in Eukaryota, Metazoa, Arthropoda, Insecta, Diptera, Drosophilidae.
AAGUUAUCGGAUAACAUUAUUGGUUGCGCAUCAUAAUAAAAACUAAUUUACGCAAAUAUUGCAUUUAAAGCAGAUUUAUUUGCAGUAAAUUUCAUUUAAAGCAUGGAGGACGUUAAGAAGAAAAAAUAUGCAAUUGUAUUUCGUUGCCCGGUGCCGAAGUGCUCCUAUUCCAGCAAACGGCUGUACAACCUGCAGCGCCACGAGAAGACGCACGGCAAGGAGCACUGGCGCUCGAAGAGAUUUCCAUGUCCCUGCUGCGCCUAUGCGGCCGCCACGCGGGCACAUCUGAAGCGGCACAUGGGCAACAAGCAUCCGACGGAGGAUAUUUCCAACCAUGAUCUAACUGUACUUGCCUACGAGGACUUUGAAACGCCGGCGGAAAAGCAAAUGAAGUCGUCGCCAACGGAGCAAAUUAAGGAUCCAAAUGAAGAGCCAAAGAGCACGCCUCAGUCACAGUCGAAAGAGGCGCCACUGCUUCUCGAGGGCCCAGUGACCGUGCUGCAAUUGGUGACGCCCUUAAGCCCGCAGUCGAGGCCCCAGCCGGGUGAGGUGUACUGUAAUGUAUCUCUCGAGGGCGAAGCCUUUCGCCUGAUCCCAGUCGAAUUUUUGCCGGUGGAAGCGGCAACGCAAGAGCUCUAACACACCCGCACGCACACAGAAACAGCGAAAGCCACACGAUGACCCACCCAGCGGGUGUUGCAAUCGAUCCUCACAUUUCUCCGUAAUCAGCGGCGUCCGGCAUUUGUGUAGAUGCAUUUAGAAGAAUCACGGAAGUCUUACAAUGCAGGGAAAUGAAAUAUAUUCAGUUUGUGGGUGAGAAAAGGUUUUGCAAUGCCGGAAAAUGUGCAGUUGAGUGAUGGAAUGCCAAAUACAGUGAAAGCUGCCUAGUAUGGACACCUAGGGAAAGGUCUUGUUGAACAUCUUUAACAACAUUUUAUUCUUAUGAGUGCUAAGGAUAAGUCAAAACUUGUUUUUAAAAACUUUUUUGCGCAAAACAUUAGCGAAUUAUCGAAUGCUUCAA